Brenthis ino (lesser marbled fritillary) is the source of this 471-nucleotide messenger RNA. Lineage: Eukaryota; Metazoa; Arthropoda; Insecta; Lepidoptera; Nymphalidae. The record is from the annotation of a GenBank genome assembly.
AUGUCUUACUACGCGAAUAACGAAUACAUCAUUGCGACUAACAACUCUAUCAACGAGAACAAGUAUAACAGUGAAAAAAUGAAAAACAGUGGCUUCAAGGCUUUACUGAAGCCUAUCAUGAAAAUGAUUAAGAAAACUAGCAAACGCGCUCCCGCCAAAACUGUCGACACGUGCUACGAGGACGAGCAAAAUUCUUGCAACGAGGCGCUGGAACGCAAAAUCUACAAUGACAUGGACGCAUGCCAAUCUGCCGCAUUCCUUGUCAGCAACCAGGACAACUCCUAUGACCUGAUGCCAAUUUCCCGAGAAGAUUUCUACAUCCCAGUGCACUUCGCCCGCACGGAUGCCGGCACCUUCUUUUGGACUGCAGUCUCCAAGCCUGAAGCUGACUUCGCGACCGCCAACUGCUACUCAGAAUGUCAAACCGCGGAGCAACAGUACCCAGUCUUCCAAGACCGCUGGGUACAAGCC